Messenger RNA from Miniopterus natalensis, 1469 nucleotides. NCBI's taxonomy places the organism in Eukaryota, Metazoa, Chordata, Mammalia, Chiroptera, Miniopteridae. The record is from RefSeq and is a predicted model, not a curated record.
UGGAGGGUAUAUUCCAUUACAGAUUUUUAAAAAGUGUAGAGGGUUUUUCCCAAACUAUAGGUGUAAGUAUUGGGCUUCUGGGUGUCGUUAAUGGCUUUAGAAUUCCUCACGUGCCUCCUGUGAAUGGCUGCAUUUGUCCCCUUCCCUUCAGAAGGAAAGAUGUGGAGCGGGCUCCUACCUCCUGGCCUAAGCGAAGACGAUGCGUUCAGUUCUGAAGGUGAAGACACCCUAGAGAACUCUGGACUGAACCUACAGGAAGACAGAGAAGAUGGGACCAUCACAGAGACGGAGACCUCACAUUCCCCUGUGGAUGGACCAAAAACUGAAGCAGAGGCAAAUGCAAAUGCAAAUGCAUAUGAACAGUGUCCUUCUGGAAUCCCCAUACAUGUGUGGAAUAAAUUUCAAGACUUGCAUAAAAAACACUCUGACCAGAAAAUCUCAGCUUCAAGAUUCAGAAGGAAAAAAAGAAAACGCUCCAGAAAAGGUAAAUUGAAGACUGAAGAAGAAUCUCAUAGUGAACAGUCCCCAAAUGAAACCCAUUGGAAGGAACUAACUCAAUAUUUUGGAGUCAAUGACAGAUUUGAACCCCCUGUUAAAAAGAAAAAAGUUGAGAAGUCGGGCCUUGAAAAGAGCAUAGACCAGGCCGUGGAAGAGUGGAAUAUUGAGAAGGCCGAGGAACUCAGCAACCAGCUAGCUACCCGAGAGCUUGGUGUAAAAAUUGCCAAAGCAAUUGCCUGCCAUAACUUUGUAAAAGCCAAAAAGGAAGCUGAAAAUUCACAGGUUGCUCGAAAAAAGAAGAAACUUGCAUGGGGAUUUGAAGCAAAGAAGAGAUGGGAAACCAAAAGCAACAUGGGAUACAUGUGACCUGCCAGAGCUCUUCAAGAUGUUGUGUCUUUUCUUGAGCUUUACUUGAUUCUUCAAGUGCUCAGUUGACUGAAAAGAUAUUCCUGUUUAUGUUAAACAUGUCAAGAAAUUGAUAGAAGUAGAAAAAAUAAGCAUAACAUUUGGGGUUGGUUAUCAGUCUUUUUCUAAAGAGUUCAUCCUGUGGAAGUGAGUGGAGUGGAGUGUCUGUUAUUUGCACAAGGAACCUAAGCACACAGACGGGGGGAAGAUAGGGUUUUAUUAUUUAUUUAUAGAGACCUGCAGUAUAAAAUCGAUUCUGCUUUUCAUCCAUUUGGUGUGGCAUAGCCGAUGAGCUGCUUGUGCUUUCUUAUCUGUUCUCAGUGGAACUGCACUUAUUCUGGAAUCGUGUUUUUAAGAUUGGCAUUUGUUUAUGAUGGAUUAGUCAUAAAUGUAAGAAAGUCUCCGUUGAUACUGUUUUUUACAAAGGACUUCAUCUUAAUGUUCUAAAAGUAAUGAUUGGUUCUUACUGGGUGCAGUAGAGUUGAUACUUGACGGUCACUAAUAAAAGCAGUUGGUUGGUUUUGAUGUGCCUUCAGAUAAAAUAUUACAAUAAAAAAAGGACAGAA